AUGGUCGACAUAGUUGUUCUUGGUGCGACAGGCUAUACUGGUCGUCUCAUAGCUCAGUACCUCGCUUUACAUCCGCAGCGUUCGUCAUUCACGUUUGGUCUUGCUGCACGGUCGCAGUCAGCACUCGAGAAAGUUUUUAAAAGGCUCAAUCUCUCGAAAGACGAUGUACCAGCAUUCAUUAUGGACGUUACGAAUCCCAGUGAUGUGGGUGCUGUGGUACAACAGGCCAGGGUUGUAAUUAACACCAUUGGUCCAUACUGGCGGUGGGGAACUUCUGUCGUUCGAGCUUGUGUACAUCAUGGGAAACAUUACGUGGACUUGACUGGCGAAGUUCACUGGAUAAAGGAUAUUAUCUUCGAACUCGACUACGCAGCUGUCAAGUCAGGUUCAAUUGUGGUGCCUUGCUGCGGGUUAGACUCGGUACCUUCUGAUAUUAUUGCAUUCGUCGCGAACAAAACACUUAAAUCCUUCGGUGGGCCCUCUACCACAAUCGACCUCUCUACUUCGGCAUGGAAGCUUGGCGGUGCUUCUAUUUCAGGAGGCACUUUCUCCACAAUCCUCACUGCAUUGGAAGAUGUCCCAAAGCACAAACUGCUCGCGAUAAGGCAGAAUUUCGUGUUGAGCCCAGUGAAAGGCACCCAUUCUCCUCGACCCCGCAUGCUUUAUACCUUGCCAUACUCUGACCAACCCGUUUACGGGGCGUGGUAUUUCAUGGCAAUCACCAAUUCUCAGGUCGUGCAGCGCUCAUGGGGUCUGUAUGAACUCGCGCGCCGUCUCAACCAUCAUAAUGAGACUGCUGUCGCUCCAUUGUCCUACGGUCCGAACUUCAAGUACGAGGAGUUCGUGAUUCUGCCGAGUGCAAUAUACGCUAUGAUGUAUUCAAUCAUAUUUGCCGCGUUGGCGGCAUUGCUUGUUUACUUCCCGCCUGCGAGAAUGUUAGCCCGGAGAAUAAUUCCCGGUCCUGGUGAAGGCCCUUCUGAGAAACAACUACGCGGUGGCUCUAUUAAAAUCACUAACAUAACUACGUCCAGUCCCAACUCCCAAGGAGAAAAGAUCGUUGUACGAAGUAUUUUCCGCGGUCAAGGUGACCCUGGAUACUUCUUAUCAUCCAUAAUGAUUUCAGAAUGUGCGCUUGCGUUGGUUUUGGAUAGUGCAACCUUGCCUCAGAUAAGCACACGUGGUGGCAUCUUGACUCCCAUGACUGCUUUUGGAGACGUUCUCAUUGAGAGGUUGAAGACAUCAGGACAUAUCGACAUCGAAAGUGAGUUGUUAGUCGGGGCAGAGUCACGUAAAACACGUUGA
Messenger RNA from Suillus bovinus, 1302 nucleotides. Its product is annotated as Saccharopine dehydrogenase-domain-containing protein. The transcript is spliced from 7 exons. Gene Ontology annotation, biological process: glycolipid biosynthetic process. NCBI's taxonomy places the organism in Eukaryota, Fungi, Basidiomycota, Agaricomycetes, Boletales, Suillaceae. Gene Ontology annotation, cellular component: lipid droplet; plasma membrane; mitochondrion. Bases 1 to 1302 code for a protein of 433 amino acids. The record is from RefSeq and is a predicted model, not a curated record.